AUGCCAACUAUACUUCCACCCUGGCCGCAUCUCCUUUUUGGGGUGCUUGAGCCAAUUUCCUUGGUUCUUGGCAGUCUUGCUCCUCUAGUUGAUGUAGAGGGCUUCAUUUCAGGCCAAACAUUCCAGGCGACACCGCCCGUGAUGCAUCCCAGCAGUCUGUCACUGGCCUACCAGGUGGGCAAUCUCUAUUCCUUGCUUUGUCUGGUCGGAGUAGCCGUGUUACAUACGACCACUGAACCUCAGGUGGUGCGGAACUACCUGAUCGCUCUGGCGAUUGCCGAUGUCGGCCAUGUCUGUGCGACGUACAUGGGAUUGGGCUGGGCUGCAUUUGUAGACGUUGCUGCUUGGAAUGCCUUGACCUGGGGAAACAUUGGUGCGACCGCGUUUCUUUUUGUCAAUCGUCUGGCCUACUUUGUGGGAAUCUUUGGAAAUGCAAAAGUGCCCAAAAUUGGAGGGAAGCAGGAGUGA
Penicillium oxalicum is the source of this 468-nucleotide messenger RNA. RefSeq lists its product as uncharacterized. The record is from RefSeq and is a predicted model, not a curated record. The coding region runs from base 1 to 468 and encodes 155 amino acids. The transcript is spliced from 2 exons. Lineage: Eukaryota; Fungi; Ascomycota; Eurotiomycetes; Eurotiales; Aspergillaceae.